Messenger RNA from Anopheles funestus (African malaria mosquito), 2935 nucleotides. It is a transcript of the gene eIF4B, whose product is annotated as eukaryotic translation initiation factor 4B. The transcript is spliced from 5 exons. NCBI's taxonomy places the organism in Eukaryota, Metazoa, Arthropoda, Insecta, Diptera, Culicidae. The record is from RefSeq and is a predicted model, not a curated record. The coding region runs from base 115 to 1860 and encodes 581 amino acids. Gene Ontology annotation, molecular function: RNA binding.
GCGCUGUCAAGCUGCAUCCCACCACAUUGACAGCCAGCUGUCACGCACUGUGCUUUGUUCGUGGUAGACGAGAAUCGCCCUUUCAUUAUCGCUUCGCUGCGGAAGGCAGUCAUUAUGGCUACCGUAACAGGAAAAAAAGGAAAGAAAGCGAAAAAAAAUAACAAGCUGUCCCUGGGUGAGUUUCUUACCGAUGGGAACACGGCCGAUCGGAACCAGGUACAGGUAGCGGUGCCAGUAAAGCUGGACUGGGGUGACGAUUGUGAUGACGAUGAUGAUGAUCGGGUGGUCCGGACGCAGGUGAUCGCCCUGCCGACGGCACCCCGUGCGAGCCGCAUCUUGAAUGAUGACUCGAUUCCACAAAACCCUCCGUACUCGAUCUACGUGUCCAACCUUCCGUACGACAUCAACGAGAACGAUCUGUACGAAAUCUUCGAUCACGUGGAGAUCGUCGCGAUGACGUUGCCGCGGGACGAUAGCGAAACCUGGCGACUGCGCGGCUUCGGUAACAUCGAAUUUGCCACCCGAAACGAUCUGAUGUCGGUGCUGGCGAUGCCGGAACCGAUGGUACACAACAGGCGCAUUCGUAUCGGGCUGUACAAUGAGAACGAUACGAAGCGUCGCAAUAAUCGGUACGAUAACUUCUCCGGCGACAGCGAGCGUCCGUCGUCCGGCGGGAACUGGCGCGACCGGCCGGAAUCGGCAUCGCGACCGAUGAUGGACCGUGACCGUGAUGGGGGCGGUAUGCGCCGUCCGUACAGCAGUGGUGGAUAUGGACGUGAUCGGGAGGACCGUGACCGUCCGUCUGGCGAUUCCGGCGGUGGUAACUGGCGCACGACUGACAGACCGGCACCGCAAUCACCGCGUGCACCCCGUAACUACGACCGUGACCGUGAUCGUGACCGUGACAGUAGCAAUGGUUUCCGUCGCGGACCGGACAGUCGCGGUACCGUCGGUAACGGUGGUAUGCGCCGGGAACAGGAGGUACCGAUGGAGCGACCGAAGCUGGUGUUGCAACCGCGCACCCUGCCCCUGCCAGAGCUGCCGAAACCGCGCGCCACCGAUUCGGACGAUGAGUCCGAGCGGCACGCGGGCAAUAAUGGUAAGUAUGAGGAGCCGGUGGAGGAACCGCCGAAACCGAAACCGACUCCCGUACCGGCUGCCAAGGUGUUCGGCGAUGCGAAACCGGUCGAUACUGCGGCACGCGAGCGGGAAAUUGAGGAACGAUUGCAGCAGGAAGAGUUGCUGCGGCGCAAAAAGGAGGAAGCGGCUGCCGCGGAGGAAAAGAUUAAACGGGACGCGGAAAAUCUAGACACGACCACGGACGACGGUGGCGAUAAUAAGCCGGCUGCUAGCACCAGACCGGGAAGCGCCAGCCGUAGCAGCACCGAGCAACAGCAGCAGCAGCAGCAACCGAUCGCCAACUGGCGCGUACGCAGUGGCACCGAGGAGGAGAAAGGUAAAGCUAGCGAAGAGCGUAUCCUUUCGCCCUCGCGGAGGUUUAGUCCUAGCGGAAGGUAUAACAGUAACAGACGCACUGCGGAAGAUCGUCGAACAGACAAUCGUGAUCAGCGGGAUAAUCGUGGUAUGAAUCGCCCAACAUAUAGUAAUGGAGUUCACAAUCGCGAUCAUGAUCGGAUGGAUCGUGGUGGUGGACGUGAUCGCACCCAGCCGUCCCGUGACAUAUAUCGCAAUGGGGAAACGAAGGAUCGCCGCGAUGCCCCGAAAACGGCCGAAAAGGAAAAGGAACGCGAGCCGAAAAUAUUAGAAGAACGUAUGCCGAAAUUUCAAGAACCAACCGGACCGAACGUACAAGUCAAGAACACCUUUGAAGGGUUAUCAGCGGACGAAAUUGAUGACUGAAACAAUACCAAAACCACCACAACCAUCACUAGUUGACCUCCCGCUGAAGGAAGAAGAGCUACUAGCUAAAGGAAAACGAAGAUUUUGCAACUGCAAAACAAACACACAUACACACACACACAUAAACGCGCGCGCGUACAUUCAGUCUGGGUGGAUCGUUGGAUUGGAUCUGAUGGGAAGCGCCUUCCGGCUGGGCUUUCUAUUACUCUUUUUUAUUGUUUGGAUAUAUUAGAGCAUCCGUGGUAGUGUUUUUUCUUUUCUUCCUCCGCCCCCCUCCCUUUCUCUCUCUCUCUCUCUCUUUCUCUCUCUCGUAUGAGCUAACGUGGUGGGCAUUGUUGCAUUUCUUCCCUCUCUCCACCACCCAACCCUCCCUCCCGUACUCCCCAUGACGGGAUUCAUCUAUUAUAACAAAAGAGCGAAGAAGAAAAAAAAACAUAAGGUUACACAAUUAGUUAUGAAACACUUACAUGCGUACAGGAAAUGCGAUUUAAUGAACAUUCUGCUUUAUAAGGAAACGAAAAUUAAUAAAUGUCAGGACACUUUCUCCGCAAAACAAACAAACAAACAAGACAAAAAAAACAAACGAAAACACCCCGGAGAGGGCUAAGACUGAUGGCGUGGAAUUGCUGUACAAUGGUGCGCACGCGGUGGGGUGACGGCAACCGAAGGAAAACUCAUCAGAACUCAGCAGAGAGUAAGCGGGCGAACGAGUAGGGAGGGAGGGAGAGAAAGAGAGAGAGAGAAAGAGGGAGGGGAUAGAAAAGAUUAGCUAAAAUACAGUAAAAGGGUGCGCCUUAAAACGCUUUAGUGUAGGACAAUUUGAAUAACCGAUAAAAACCGGAAGGCGCUCAAACUCUAUCUCUCUCCCCUCCCCCCCCCCAUCUCCUCCCAUCCUACUUCCCUUCUUCACGCUGAGCAUUCCCAAUUUAUGUCAAUCCCAUUAAAACAAACAAAGUGAAGAGAAGAAGCAGAUGAAAAGAACAAUACGCUACUCAAAAAAUGUUCAUUAGUAAUUAUUUGUUUGAUAUUUAACACCAACAACAUAAAAAAAAAGUAUGUCCGCCUGUAAAAGUUA